This is a messenger RNA of Lolium perenne, 1069 nucleotides long. RefSeq names its product aldo-keto reductase family 4 member C10. Gene Ontology annotation, molecular function: oxidoreductase activity. NCBI's taxonomy places the organism in Eukaryota, Viridiplantae, Streptophyta, Magnoliopsida, Poales, Poaceae. The record is from RefSeq and is a predicted model, not a curated record.
UCCUUUUCUGCUAUAAACUCCAGUCUCUGCCGGGUUUUCCUGACCAAACAUGGCUGAAUCAUUCGUCCUUAACACUGGGGCAAGGAUCCCAUCAAUUGGUCUCGGCACAAUGCAAAUAGAACCUGGCGCUGUCGACGGUGCCAUCUAUGCUGCUGUGAAGGCUGGAUAUCGGCAUAUUGAUUGUGCUCCGAUAUACUGCAAUGAGAAACAGGUUGGCUUGGCUUUGAAGAAAUUAUUUGAGGAUGGUGUGGUUAAGCGUGAAGAUUUGUUUAUCACCUCGAAGCUAUGGUCUGGUGAUCAUGCGCCUGAAGAUGUGCCGGAGGCGUUUGGCACUACCCUUAAAGAUUUGCAGAUUGACUACAUAGAUUUGUUCCUCAUUCAUGGUCCAAUCCGUAUCAAGAAAGGAACUACCGUGUCCCCUGAAAACUUUCUGCCACCUGAUAUUCCUGCUACAUGGGGAGCAAUGGAGAAGUUAUACGACUCUGGCAAAGCUCGAGCAAUCGGCGUGAGUAACUUUUCUCGCAAGAAGCUGGUGGAUUUGCUCGCCGUUGCACGCGUGCCUCCAGCAGUCAACCAGGUUGAGUGCCAUCUGAUUUGGCAGCAAGACAAUCUCCGCAAACUAUGCCAGUCAAGGGGUGUUCAUUUUUCUGCAUUUUCGCCGUUAGGUUCGCAUGGAUCACCCGCGGUCAAUGGGGCUAAUCUCCUUAGCGAUCCUAUUGUCAUCUCCGUUGCCAAGAAGCUGGAGAAAACAACUGCACAGGUCGCUCUACGCUGGGGUCUUCAGAUGGGCCAGAGUGUGCUCCCCAAAAGCGCCAAUGAAGCACGGAUUAAGGAGAACUUCGACAUAUUUAAUUGGUCCAUUUCUGAAGAUUUGAUGGCGAAAUUCUCUGAAAUCAAACAGGAAAGGUUGCUGAAAGCAGAAUUCGCAGUUCACCCUCUGAGCGUUUACAAAACCUUGGAUGAUCUUUGGGAGGAUGGUGAGAUCUGAAGCAUAUGAGCUUGUCCGGAGUGAGCGAACUCCAUGAGCCGGUAGAGACACCGAAUAUCCGCACUGUAUCCAUGUGUUAAA